CUGGCUAGUUUUCCAGGACUCAGUCCUGGGCUGUGGGGCAAGCCACUGGGUUCUUCAAGGGAUAAACCCUCCGAGAAAGGAUCCAUCUUUGGUAAAAGGAGCUGCCAGCAGGUGGGAAUGAGAUCGCGAAACCAAGGUGGAGAAAGUUCAUCUAACAGGCAUGUCUCCUGCCCCAAGUCCUCCAUCAUCAGCAAUGCUGCUGGUACAGGUCCCUCGGAAGAGGCAAAAAAGAACAAGGCAAAUCGGAAGGAAGAUGAUGUCAUGGCUUCAGGAACUGUCAAACGGCACCUCAAGCCAUCUGGAGAAAGUGAAAAAAAGACCAAGAAGUCUCUGGAGUUAUCCAAGGAGGAUCUCAUCCAGCUCCUGAGUAUAAUGGAAGGAGAGCUGCAGGCUAGAGAAGAUGUGAUUCACAUGCUGAAGACAGAGAAAACCAAGCCUGAGGUUCUGGAGGCACAUUAUGGAUCUGCAGAGCCAGAGAAGGUGCUUCGGGUCCUGCACCGAGAUGCCAUCCUUGCUCAAGAGAAGUCCAUAGGAGAAGAUGUCUAUGAGAAACCCAUCUCAGAGCUGGACAGACUGGAGGAAAAGCAGAAGGAGACGUACCGCCGCAUGCUGGAGCAGCUGCUGCUGGCCGAGAAGUGUCACCGGCGCACGGUGUACGAGCUGGAGAACGAGAAACACAAGCACACUGACUACAUGAACAAGAGCGACGACUUCACCAACCUGCUGGAGCAGGAGCGAGAGAGGUUGAAAAAGCUCCUUGAACAAGAAAAGGCUUACCAAGCCCGCAAAGAAAAAGAAAAUGCUAAGAGGCUCAAUAAACUUCGAGACGAGCUUGUGAAACUCAAGUCCUUCGCACUCAUGCUGGUGGACGAGAGGCAGAUGCACAUUGAGCAGCUGGGCCUGCAGAGUCAGAAAGUGCAGGACCUCACCCAGAAACUGAGGGAGGAGGAAGAGAAGCUCAAAGCUGUCACCUACAAAUCCAAAGAAGACCGCCAGAAACUGCUCAAGUUAGAAGUGGACUUCGAACACAAGGCCUCGAGGUUCUCCCAGGAGCAUGAGGAGAUGAAUGCCAAACUGGCGAACCAGGAGUCUCACAACAGACAACUUCGACUCAAGCUGGUUGGCUUAUCUCAAAGGAUCGAAGAACUGGAAGAGACCAACAAAAACCUCCAGAAGGCCGAGGAAGAGCUUCAGGAGCUGAGGGAUAAAAUCUCCAAAGGGGAAUGUGGGAACUCCAGCCUCAUGGCAGAGGUGGAAAGCCUGCGGAAGCGCGUGCUGGAGAUGGAGGGCAAGGAUGAAGAGAUCACUAAGACGGAGGCCCAGUGCAGGGAGCUGAAGAAGAAGCUGCAGGAGGAGGAGCACCACAGCAAGGAGCUCCGGCUCGAGGUGGAGAAGCUGCAGAAGAGGAUGGCGGAACUGGAGAAGCUGGAGGAAGCCUUCAGCAGGAGUAAGUCGGAAUGCACCCAGCUCCAUCUGAACCUGGAGAAAGAGAAGAAUCUAACCAAAGACCUGCUGAAUGAGCUGGAGGUGGUCAAGAGUCGAGUUAAAGAACUCGAGUGCUCGGAAAGUAGACUGGAGAAGGCUGAGUUGAGCCUCAAAGAUGACCUCACGAAGCUCAAGUCCUUCACUGUGAUGCUGGUGGACGAAAGGAAAAAUAUGAUGGAAAAAAUAAAGCAAGAAGAGAGAAAAGUGGAUGGGUUGAAUAAAAACUUUAAGGUGGAACAGGGAAAGGUUAUGGACGUCACUGAAAAACUAAUCGAGGAAAGCAAGAAGCUUUUAAAACUCAAGUCCGAGAUGGAGGAAAAGGUGUCCAGUUUGACAAAGGAGAGGGAUGAACUGAUGGGUAAGCUGAGAAGUGAAGAGGAGAGGUCCUGUGAACUGAGCUGCAGCGUCGAUGUACUGAAGAAGCGGCUUGAUGGCAUAGAGGAGGUGGAAAGGGAAAUAAACAGAGGGAGGUCGGGCAAGGGGCCUGAGUUCACUUGCCCCGAAGACAAUAAGAUCAGGGAACUAACGCUGGAAAUCGAGAGGCUGAAGAAGCGUCUCCAGCAGCUGGAGGUGGUGGAAGGCGACUUGAUGAAGACAGAGGAUGAGUAUGACCAGUUGGAGCAGAAGUUCAGAACCGAGCAGGACAAGGCAAACUUCCUCUCCCAGCAGCUGGAAGAAAUCAAGCACCAAAUGGCCAAGAACAAAGCCAUAGAGAAAGGAGAGGCUGUGAGCCAGGAAGCCGAGCUGCGGCACAGGUUUCGGCUGGAGGAGGCUAAGAGUCGUGAUUUGCAGGCUGAGGUGCAGGCUCUCAAGGAGAAGAUCCACGAGCUGAUGAACAAAGAAGACCAGCUGUCCCAGCUCCAGGUGGACUAUUCGGUCCUUCAGCAAAGGUUUAUGGAAGAAGAGAAUAAGAACAAGAACAUGGGGCGGGAGGUUCUCAAUCUGACCAAAGAGCUGGAGCUGUCCAAGCGUUACAGCCGCGCUCUCAGGCCCAGCGGGAACGGCAGGAGGAUGGUGGACGUGCCGGUGGCCUCCACCGGAGUGCAGACCGAGGCGGUGUGCGGGGAUGCUGCGGAGGAGGAGACCCCGGCUGUGUUCAUUCGCAAAUCCUUCCAGGAAGAAAACCACAUCAUGAGCAAUCUUCGACAGGUGGGCCUGAAGAAGCCCAUGGAACGAUCCUCGGUCCUCGACAGGUAUCCCCCAGCAGCCAACGAGCUCACUAUGAGGAAGUCCUGGAUUCCUUGGAUGAGAAAAAGAGAAAACGGCCCUUCUACCCCACAGGAGAAAGGGCCUCGGUCAAACCCAGGUGCAGGGCACCCCGGGGAGCUGGUCCUAGCACCAAAGCAGGGCCAGCCCCUGCACAUCCGGGUGACACCAGACCACGAGAACAGCACCGCGACCCUGGAGAUCACAAGCCCCACGUCUGAAGAGUUUUUCUCUAGUACCACCGUCAUUCCUACUUUAGGCAAUCAGAAACCAAGGAUAACCAUUAUUCCAUCACCCAAUGUCAUGUCGCCAAAGCCCAAAAGUGCAGAUCCGACUCUCGGCCCAGAACGAGCCAUGUCCCCUGUCACGAUUACAACUAUUUCCAGAGAGAAGAGCCCGGAAGGUGGAAGGGGUGCCUUUGCAGACAGACCCGCGUCUCCCAUCCAGAUCAUGACGGUGUCAACAUCCGCAGCUCCCUCUGAAAUUGCUGUCUCUCCUGAAUCCCAGGAAGUACCAAUGGGAAGGACUAUCCUUAAAGUCACCCCAGAAAAACAAACUGUUCCCACCCCGGUGCGGAAGUACAACUCCAAUGCCAAUAUCAUCACCACGGAAGACAAUAAAAUUCACAUUCACCUGGGUUCCCAGUUUAAACGAUCCCCGGGGCCUGCAGCUGAAGGCGUGAGUCCAGUUAUCACCGUCAGGCCCGUCAAUGUGACAGCUGAGAAGGAGGUUUCCACAGGCACAGUCCUUCGCUCUCCCAGGAACCACCUCUCUUCACGACCUGGUGCUAGCAAAGUGACCAGCACUAUAACCAUAACCCCGGUCACAACAUCCUCCACACGAGGAAUCCAGUCAGUGUCGGGACAAGAUGGGUCAUCUCAGCGGCCUACACCCACCCGCAUUCCUAUGUCAAAAGAAAGCAUCAUCAUUCACCAGUUGCGAAUGAGCUCCAGAUGAGAUUACCAAGCACAGCCCUCAGUCAUCACUAAGGUCCUCCAUGCUACUGAUGUUGACUGGAAACACCCUAUGACUUCCAGUGAUUUUGUUUUGAGGAUACAAUUUAACAGUUAAAAACCACAUUGUGGAUGAUAUGAACAAAUGUAGCAAAAGCAAUUGAGUCUUUGUGCCAAAGAAAGUUUUCUUCUCUUUGCAAAGCUUUCAGGUCUGUGGGCACAUGCUGUGUAAUUUAUUUUUAUAAUACAUUUUGUAAUGUGAUUUCUUUCCCUAAAUUGUUUCUUUUCUCAUAGUCUGUGGCACAUAUAUCUGUAGAUUACACUGUCAGUUCUUCAAAGUAUUGAUAUUGUGUAUUUAAGAGGUUAAUGUAUCCUUUUCUUUUUAUUAAUUUGUUAUUUUUAAGGAAGAAAAAGCACAACACUCUAUUUCCCUGGGCAACUUUAAGAGGUAAAACCUACAAACAGUAGAUUCGUGGGGUCUUCUUACUCAUAUGAUGCUGUGGUCCCGAUUGUGGUUCAACACUGAAAACAGUGUUCUGGCUUAGGAGUUUAAGUACUUAAAGCCAAUUUGUGUCUCCUGCUUGUGUUCUGUAUGGGAAACAAACAGCUUUGGCUGGCGGUUCAACUUUAUUUCUAUCUGCAUUAUUAUUAUGUAUACAAAACAUAAUAGUGACUGUGAUGUUAGGGUGCUUCCCACAUAUUACUUCUACCCCCACAAAAGGUUACAAAUAAAAAUGAACCUAGAAAAUGUCAACCUUUUUUUUUUUUUUCAAAAAAAUAGGGAGACUCAAAUGCAGAUAAUCACUUCCCUCUGAUUUUCACUGACUUUCACAACUCCAUGUAGGUUGCGGAGAACGACUCCUACUAUUACUAUUCUUCUUGGUACAGGUUCUUGCUAUAUAUCCCCAGCUGGCCUAAAACUGGCUGGGUAGACUAGGCUGGCCUUGACCUCAAGGGAUCUGCCUGUCUGUGCCUCUCACAGGUGCUGGGACUAAAGACAUGUGCCAUUGUGUAAAGAGUAUGUUUUUAAAGAAUUAAAAGCCCAAACUGUAUUACUCAAGUCUCGAUGUCAGAGCUGCUGUUGAAUUUAGGUUUACGUGAAAAUGUGAAGUCUACUUGAAACUCUACUUUAAAAAAAAAAAAAUACUGCCGAUGGGGGUGGGAAUGUUUCCAAUAAGAUCUUUAAAAUAACUUUAAAGAUAAAUUAAAGGUUGACAGUUUAGUUUCUAAAUGCAGAAGUCAUUUAUCAUACUACUUAAGUGUGAAUGAAGAGCCAAUGCUUCUUCUGAAUGUUAUGAGGUAAGUAAAAUCACCCAAGUUAAGUUCUGCAAGCUCACUACUAUAGUCCACAAGCUGUACCCACAUCAGCCACAGAGUCUCUGGAAUGGGAAACACAAUGCGACAUUUCCUCCCUUAUGUAACCUAGGUUUUAAUGUAAUCUGUGGAACUGACAAAUCAUAGUCAAUAUAUACUGUAAAUGAAAUAACUAUAUCUUCUAAAAACUAUUCUUGCUUUGUUAAAAGUCAGAUAAAUGUUAUGUUAGGCUUACCCAAGCUUGAAUGACUCUGGAGGUCUCACAUAACCUUCUGUGGUUUUGAUUACUGACCCAGAAGCCUGGGGGAUGUGUGUGUGUGAGAAGAUUUUUAAAAGUGUUGUUUUGUUUUCUUAAAAUGUAGUGACAUUUUCAAUCACAAAACAGUUCUCAUUUUAUUUAGUUUUUUGUUUGUUUGGUUAGUUGGUUUUUGGUUUUUCAAGACAGGAUUUCUCUGUGUAGCUCUGAUUAUCCUGGAUCUUACUCUGUAGACCAGGCUGGUCUCGAACUCACAGAGAUCCGCCUGCCUCUGCCUCCCGAGUGCUGGGAUUAAAGGCGUGCGCCACCACUGCCCGGCUUUAUUUAGUAUUUUUAUAUUGACAGGGAAGUAAAGUUUUUAGGUGGCGCAGUUGCCUGAAGCUUAAUUAUUUGCUUUGAAUUAAAACAUCACCAGUGUGUGUAUUCGUACUUGAUGGGUUCUUCUCACCAGAGUUGUAAUGAUUUUUGGUGUUUUGCAAAGACAGUGGGGAUCAUGUUGCAACCAGUCAUCUGGGUAGACGCUGAGGUUUUUCUGUCUACCUUACCAUGAAUUUCUUUGGUUAAACAUGAAUGACAGUUAAGUAAAAUGAACACAUUAUAUUUGAAAAAAAAAGAGAGAAUAUUAACAAGAUCACAAUCACAUCUUAGCAACUUGUCUAGUUGUAAAAGUUGCCAUCACAAGCAAGUCUGGCGCUAACCUGGAUUACAUUGUACAACUUCAAUUUCUUUUACUGUAAAUAUGUCUUCAUCAAUUUGAAUGAGACUAAUUUUUGGAUGGAAUAAUUUGGAUGUUUCCCGGAGUGUAAUCAGUAUUUCAUGUUCAAGUCACAAUUGAACUAGUCAAUUUGUUUUAUGCUUGAUUUAUUGUUAUUUUGUUUUGUUUUGAAGGCAGGGUCUCCCUAUGUAUCCCUGGUUGGCCUGGAACUCGCUAUGUAGAAUUCACAGAGAUCUGCCUCUCUCUGUUUCCUGAGUGCUGGGAAUAAAGGUGUCCGAUUCAAUGCCCAGCCUUUACACUUGUUUUUUGAGACAGAGUUUCACUAUCUAGCCCAGGCUGUCCUCAAACACACUACAUAGCUGAGGUUAGGCUUGAACUUGUGAUCCUCCUGCCUCAGUCACCUGAGUGUUAGCAUUACAAGGAUAAGUCACAAUGCUGGCUUUAUCUUUCCUCUUGGUAACUGUUUUCGUUUAUUUGAUUUUGGUUUUCAUAUCUUCUGCACUUUUUUUCAAGAGUUCAUAAAGUAUUGAGCAGAUAGUGGAUAGAGUAUAUAUGCACAGGAUGCUGAUGCCCAGAAUGUACAUAAAACAUGAAUUUGUUGAGUCUUAAGACAACUAUUAAGAAAUCAUGAUGUGGGAUAUCUAACACCAACACAGACACUACUGAAAUAAUGUAGAGCUUAUAAAAGUCAGAGGCAACGCAAGAGUAAAUGGUUUAUUAGGCAUGUGAUGUUUUUAUCUAAUGCCAUGGUUGAACUUUUCUGGAAAUACAGGAAAAAAAAACAUGGAGGAAGCUGAGUGUGUUCUCAAAUUGCUUGAGCAACACAUCUAAAAAUGACAAGUACAAAAUGAAACAACAUCAUCCUUGGUACCUGAGGCUCACACCCUCUUACCCCUACUGCUAAACCAGUGAUAAAAAAAAACCAAUUAGAAGGCAAAGAGGAGAAAAAAUAAAAAUAACUGUAAUAAACAUAAAAAUCAGAAGUUUUCUGACCAUUAAUAUUUGUUUCUUAAAUUUUUAGUAUUUACUUCAUAACUACAUAAUAACUGUUGUUUAUGGAAAAUAUAAUAGUUUCACAAAUUUUGGACAGGUAUGUUUAUGGAUGCCAUGGUGUGAUACAGGCAUUUUUUUUUUUGGCUCAUGUUAUUUGGGAGAAUUUCACCUUAUCAUCUAAUAUAUUUUGUUACUUUACCAGUGCAAAUUUGAAUUUUUAAUCUAAUUUUAAAAAAAGAACAUAAAGCAUUUGUUUCUUCAAUAUAAUAAAUGUAUAAUGUGAUCAGUCAGUCUUAGAAUUCUUCAAGUUUUAACAGAGUUUUCAAAAGCCAGAGUAUAUUUUGGAAGGCUUUUAGAAAUACAUUCUAUUUUUCUAUCAUUCUUAAUUUUGCCUUCUUUAAGUUCUAUUAAGUACAUACGUUUAUUAUUUCACACUGAAGCCAUAUGAUUUUAUGUACUUGUCUUUUAUAUGAAUGUAAUACCCUGUUUUCAGCUCUUUAUAGGUGAUUGAAAUUAAAAUUAAGACAUUCUCUAUGUUACUUUCAAAAAUCAAAUACGUUUCUGGAAAUCUCACCAGAGUAUGAAAAAAUGACAAUGAAAUAUGAAAGCAUUGUGCAAUAUCCUUUUUACAUAAGAGCAUAAUAUUCAUAAAAUUAGAACAAUUUAAAAUAAAUUUACAACUUUUUAACAAUUUA
This is a messenger RNA of Peromyscus californicus insignis, 7617 nucleotides long. RefSeq names its product filamin A interacting protein 1 (gene Filip1). The record is from RefSeq and is a predicted model, not a curated record. The transcript has 7 exons. The coding region runs from base 118 to 3648 and encodes 1176 amino acids. NCBI's taxonomy places the organism in Eukaryota, Metazoa, Chordata, Mammalia, Rodentia, Cricetidae.